GAUGGAGCCACCUAAUACCAGGAACCCCCCAGAGAGAUGUCCCCAUCCUCUGUAUUCCCGGGAUUCCACACAGGAAGGUCACACCAUCCCUCACCAUCAUCAGAGUGGAAACCUGAGAGAUCCUAAAGUUGAGGUUAAAGAAGAGAUAAAAGAGGAGGAGGACGAGGAUGGGGGGAUGGAGGAGUCAGAGCUUCUAAAAGAACACAAAGAUCUGUACCAGGACACCAUGGUGGAGUCAUCCAGCUACAGGAACCCACCAGAGAGAUGUCCCCGUCCUCUGUAUUCCUGGGAUUCCACACAGGAAGGUCACACCAUCCCUCACCAUUAUCAGAGUGGAAUCCUCGGGGAUGAUAAUAUUGUUGUUAAGGAAGAAUUUAUAGAGGAGGAUGAGGAGUAUGGAGUGAUGCAGAAGUCCUCAGAAGGGCACAAGGAUAUGAUGGAGCCACCUAAUACCAGGAACCCACCAGAGAGAUGUCCCCGUCCUCUGUAUUCCCGGGAUUCCACACAGGAAGGUCACACCAUCCCUCACUAUUACAAGGAUGAAGAUCUAAUAGAUGUAAAAGUUGAGGUGAAAGCAGAAGAAGAAGAGGCGUAUGUGAGGGAUGAUCAGCAGUCUAUGGAGGAGGAUGGAAUAACGGGGACAUUUAUAGAGGAGGACACUCCUACAGAGAUCAGCACAGUCCAUGGCCGGGAGAUGAGGAAAACCUCCGAGGAUUGUCUCACUUUG
Staurois parvus is the source of this 727-nucleotide messenger RNA. NCBI's taxonomy places the organism in Eukaryota, Metazoa, Chordata, Amphibia, Anura, Ranidae. The record is from the annotation of a GenBank genome assembly.